Parnassius apollo (apollo) is the source of this 912-nucleotide messenger RNA. NCBI's taxonomy places the organism in Eukaryota, Metazoa, Arthropoda, Insecta, Lepidoptera, Papilionidae. The record is from the annotation of a GenBank genome assembly.
AUGAAAAGAAUUAUGUGGUAUUUUAUUUACUUUUUGUUCGUUUUUAUUAGUGCCAGUGACACAUUUAGUAAGGCUCAAUUAAAAAUCUCCGACACAUCAUACGGUGCUUCAGAUUCAGUAUUAAAGAGACAGCAGUUACCUCCGUGUAGGGAUUGCAGUUGUGGAGAACGUAACGAAGAACCAAGAGUAGUUGGUGGUUCUGGAUCUAAUGUUAAUGCUUUUCCAUGGAUCGCCCGUCUAAUCUAUCAUAAAUCGUUUGGCUGUGGAGCUUCUCUUAUUAAUGACAAAUAUGUUAUUUCAGCAGCUCAUUGUGUUCAAGGAUUCAUGUGGUUUAUGUUUCGCGUGACUUUCGGAGAGCAUGAUCGAUGUGUAUACAAGCCCCGGCCUGAGGCGCGGUACAUCACGAAAAUGAUUGUGCAUAACUUUACGUUGACGGAACUCACAAAUGAUGUAUCUUUGCUUCGCCUCAAUGAACCUGUACAGUAUUCAUUUGCGGUCAGACCCGUUUGUUUACCAAAGGCCUCAGAAAAUCUGUACCACGGAACGCUAGCCACUGUGGCGGGCUGGGGAGCUAAAGCGGAAACAGGGAAUUGGUCGUGCACACUUCUUGAGGCACAGCUUCCAGUUCUCACUAACGAGGAGUGUCGGAACACGAACUAUAACGAGUCAAAGAUAAGGGAUGUUAUGAUGUGUGCUGGUUACCCAGCAACAGCACACAAGGAUGCUUGUACUGGAGACAGUGGUGGACCCUUGGUAGCUGAAAACGAGGAACAUGCGUAUGAACUAAUAGGAAUUGUGUCAUGGGGUUAUGGAUGCGCUAGGAAAGGCUUCCCAGGAGUAUAUACCAGAGUCAAUAGAUACAUGGACUGGAUAAGAGAUAACACCGAAGAUGCAUGUUACUGCGCAUACUAA